This is a messenger RNA of Wasmannia auropunctata (little fire ant), 4890 nucleotides long. RefSeq names its product structural maintenance of chromosomes protein 4 (gene glu). The record is from RefSeq and is a predicted model, not a curated record. Gene Ontology annotation, cellular component: chromosome. Bases 11 to 4267 code for a protein of 1418 amino acids. Gene Ontology annotation, biological process: mitotic chromosome condensation. Gene Ontology annotation, molecular function: protein binding; ATP hydrolysis activity; ATP binding. The transcript has 8 exons. NCBI's taxonomy places the organism in Eukaryota, Metazoa, Arthropoda, Insecta, Hymenoptera, Formicidae.
AACCGUCCGGAUGGCCAGCGACGCCCAGGCGAGGCGGGGUACCUCCGCCGAUGAGGCCGACAUGGAGGUCGACCGGGUGGUGGAUGACGCCCGGGACACCGGGUACGACUCGGGCGAGGAGGGCGGCCAGAGGGUGGACGACGACAUAUACAUCCCGCCGCCUCUGAAGGCCUUCAAAGAGGUCGACGGGCCCAGGCUCAUGAUCGCCAAGAUCGUCAACAAAAACUUCAAGAGCUACGCCGGCACGCACGUGAUCGGACCCUUUCAAAAGAGCUUCUCGGCGAUAGUGGGUCCUAACGGUAGCGGCAAGAGCAAUGUGAUAGACUCUAUGUUGUUUGUGUUCGGCUACCGAGCCAGCAAGAUCAGGUCGAAGAAGAUUUCUGUCCUGAUACACAAUUCCAGCGAGCAUCCGCAAUUGAACAGCUGCACCGUUUCUAUACAUUUCCAAAGAAUUGUCGAUAAGCCUGGUGAGGAAUACGAGGUUGUUCCUGGUAGCGAGUUUGUUAUAUCUAGGACAGCAUUUAAGGAUAGUUCAUCGUAUUAUGAGCUUAAUAAGAAGAAAGUACAAUUCAAAGAGAUCGCCAAACUCUUGAGGUUUCAUGGAGUUGAUUUGGAUCACAAUCGUUUUUUGAUAUUGCAGGGUGAAGUAGAGCAGAUUGCGUUGAUGAAACCCAAGGCUACAAAUGAAAACGAAACUGGAAUGUUGGAAUUUCUGGAGGAUAUUAUUGGCACGAAUCGCUAUAAAGAACCCUUGGAGAAAUUAGCGUAUAAAGUUGAGGAAUUAACAGAACGUAAGAUGGAGAAGCUCCAUCGUCUUAGGGUCGUGCAAAAGGAGAAGGAGGCUUUGGAGGAGCCUAUGCAAGAGGCAAUGCAGUAUUUAAAGACAGAGAACGCAAUAAUCAGACUGGAGCAUCAGUUUUAUCAUUGCAAAAGAUCCGAGACAGUAAAGGAGCUUGCCGAGUGCGAGGAGACGAACAGUAACUUUGAUAAGGAACAUGCCGCAUUGAUGGACGAGAUGAAUAGCGUUUGCAAAGAGAAGGGGGAAAAGCUCAAGACUAUCAAGGAGAAGAGCAAGAAGUGGGACGCUCUGCAACGACAGAAGGACGAAGCCACGGCGAGGUUCGACGAAGUGCGCAAACAGGAUGAGUCGCUGCACGCAGAACUGGUCGAGACGAACAAGCGGCGGAAAGCCAACAAGGCGUCUACUAAGACGGAACAAAGCAAGCUGGAGGACCUAUUGAAAGUACCGGAGAAAAACACGAAAGACAUCGAAGAAUGCGAGCGUCUGAUCGAGACGUAUGCGGCCAAUAAGGAAAAGGAAGAGGCUUCGUUGGCGACUCUGAUGGCUAAUCUACGGGAGAAGACUGAGCCGUUGCUGAACGAGCGCUCCGAGUUGGAGCAGGAGCUGAUAUCUCUUAGGAAAAACGUGGAUCAGGCAAAGGCGGCAUACGACAUCGCGAAGUGCGAGCUGGAACUUUAUACAUCGGUGGAGAAGGUCGAGAAGGAGAAAUUGGAAAAUCUCCGGGAGUCUCUGGAAAAAACUACGAGUACUCUCAAAGAACGGCAAAAGCAGCUGGCAUUAUUCGAGACGAAGAUCCCGGCAACCGAGCGGAGCUUGAAGCAGGCGCAGAGCGAACUGGACGAGGCGAAGGCACUCGAGAUCGAGAAGACCGAUCAGCUGAAGAAGAUGCGAAUCAACUUUGAGCAGGAACGUUCCGCCAUGCAGGCCAGCAAGUCGCGGAAUCGCAUCUUAGACUCAUUGAUGAGAGAAAAACGUGAGGGUCGGCUACCUGGAAUACUUGGCAGACUGGGCGACCUGGGCGCCAUUGACGCCAAAUACGACGUCGCUGUGUCGACGGCGUGCGGUCCACUGGACGACAUCGUGGUGGACACGGUAGCCACGGCGCAGGCGUGCAUCACCUAUCUGCGGCAGCACGACAUAGGACGCGCCACAUUUAUAGCUCUGGAGAAACAGCAGCGAUUCCGGGACAAGAUCAGCCGCAGAAUCCAAACGCCGGAGAAUGUACACCGACUGUUCGAUUUGAUUAAAGUGGAGGACGAACGGGUGCUGCUGGCGUUCUAUUACGGUCUGCAAGACACUCUGGUAGCGCAGGAUUUGGAUCAGGCGACGCGCAUCGCCUACGGUAGAGCGCGUUAUCGCGUGGUGACGCUGAAAGGCGAACUGAUCGAGCUGUCGGGCACGAUGAGCGGCGGUGGGCGCACGGUAUUGCGAGGCCGGAUGGGCCAGAAGGUGGUGAGGAACGAACCGUCGACCGCCGACGUCGAAAGGCUACAAUCGCAGCUGGACGCUGUGUUCGAGGAGUGCAAUAAACUGAGAGCGAAGCAGAGACCGCUGGAGGAACAGGUCCACGUGCUGUCGACCGCUCUGAAGGAUAUGAAGGUCGACAGGCAGAAAUUCGGUAUCGAGGUAAAAGCGCUGAGCGAGCAAGAGCCGUUGUUGCAAGCGCAGCUGAAGGCGCAGGAAAAGACCGCCGCCAACUCGGUGUCGGACCCGAAGAAGGUUGCGCAAAUGCAGAAAGCGAUGGACGCGGCGAAAUUGCAUCUGGACGAGGUCGAGGGGAAUUCCGCUUCGAUAGAGAAGGAGGUCAAGCGUAUCAACAAGAAGAUAGACGAGAUUUCCGGUAGCCGGGUGCGGGAUCAGCAGGCGAAGAUCGCGCAGCUGACCAAGUCAACGGAAAAAGCCAAGGCGGAGAUAUAUCGGCUGCAGGUGGCUAUUAAAACUGCUGAGAGAAACGUGAAGAAAACGGAGAAGCACAUAGAAACGCUGGAGAGCGAUGUGCACGCCUGCGAGCAGAGACUGAGGGACAUCGGGAAGGAGAAGUCCGAACUCGAGGAACAUGCCAAAGUAAUUCUGGAUGAGUUGAAGGGAAUCAACGAGGCGCUGGUGGAACGCGAUGACGCCACGUCGACUUUGAAGGACGAGCUGAACGAGCUGCAGGCGCGUGAGGACAAGAUGAAGGCGAUGAAGAUCGACCUGGAUCAGAAAUUGAGCGAAAUUAAGAAGCGCUUAAAGGGGCUGCAGCAAGUAAUUCCCGAGGUCAAUCGAAAAAUAACGAAUCUGAAGCUACACGAGAUUCCCCACGAGGCGCUGGAGCCGCUUAAGGAUCUGGCGGAGGAGGAGAUCGCUCAGUUGGACGCGAAGAUGGUGCUGCAGAAUCUGCAGAAGGUCAGGAAGAGGCUACCCGAGCAGAUACCCAACAUGCAAAUCAUCGCGGAUUAUCAGGAGAAGGACGCGCUGUACAUGAGUCGCGCUGCCGAUCUGGAGGAGACGACGUCGGCGCGCGACAAGAUGCGCGCCAUUCACGAUUCCGUCCGGAAGCGCAGGAUCAACGAAUUCUGCGCGGGUUUCGACGUGAUCACGGCCAAACUGAAGGAGAUGUACCAGAUGAUCACGCUCGGCGGCGACGCGGAGCUGGAGCUGGUGGACUCGUUGGAUCCGUUGAGCGAGGGCAUCACGUUCAGCGUGCGCCCGCCCAAGAAGUCGUGGAAGAGCAUCGACAAGCUCAGCGGCGGCGAGAAGACCCUGAGCUCGCUGGCGCUGGUCUUCGCCCUCCAUCAUUACAAGCCCACGCCGCUGUACUUCAUGGACGAGAUCGACGCGGCGCUCGACUUCAAGAACGUCUCCAUCGUCGGUAACUACAUCAAGGAGCGCACGAAGAACGCGCAGUUCAUCGUCAUCUCGCUGCGCUCGAACAUGUUCGAGCUGGCGGACUCGCUGGUGGGCAUCUACAAGACGUUCAACUGCUCCAAGAGUAUCACUCUACGGCUGGCUCGUUACUACGAGAACAACAGUAUCGCGCCACCCACGCAACUCACUUCCAAGACCUACGCGACUCAGGCGUCGCAGAAGUCGCAGAAGUUGCCCCUGUCGCAACGCACCCAGACGAACUCGCGCAAGGAGAACACCGCGCCCGCGAAGAACAACAAUGCGAAGGAAGCAUCGAACCGGGAAAGGACGUCGCCCGCGAAGAACGAUAACGCGAACAAAACGCCGUCGGAUGCGGAGACGAACGCGAAGAAAACUCUGUCGGAUGCGGAGACAAACGCGAGAAACGACAAUAACGCGAACAAGACACCGAACGGAACGCCGUCGAAAGUCGAUACACUAAGUCUUCCGGAUUUGGCAGUAUGCCUGACGCCGCAAACGCCGACUCGGCGUUCCGCCAGGAUCGUGAGGAAGAGCACGGAAAGGGAAGAGAACGGCGUCAGCAAGGAACCGGCUAGGAAAAAGCAGAAGUCGAAGUGACUGAGCGCUUCCAGAAUCGGAGGACGUGCGAAACGAUUGCGCGAGGCUCGAGAUGUCGGCAACUAGUAUAAAUACAUACUACGAAUUGCUAUUUUAUAUUACAAAUACCAUUGCCAUUAUGUUUUUUGCAUAGUAAGUUGCAGCAUACGACUUUUCUUUUUGCAUCCCCGUAGCCAUUUAACGUUGGCCGAGGAUGCCAAGUAACGUGCCACAACUUACUGUGCGGAAAAUUAAUCGCGACGGCGUUACGGAUAAAAUAGGUAAAUAAUAGUCGAUAUAAUUUUAUAAUAUAUAAAUUUGAUGUUACACACGCGAGUUCUCAGUUUCUCUCGACUCAAGAUUUUUGCGUAAAGAAACGCAAGACAUUGGGAAUGACGUUUGUGUGUAGCGAAAUAAGAUACAGGAUCUGCUUCUUUUAUCUGCGGUCUCUUUUUCAUUUCGUUAACGUUUUUUUUCUUUUCUUAACGUUGAGAUAUGGAUAUAUAUAUUUCAUUCUGAAUAGAAAUAGUACAAUUUGGUUUCAGUUAAGAGGAGCGGAUCCAUGAUAAAAGUGCAAAAUGCAAUAUUUUUAUACGUUUGUACAUGUCGGCAGAAACUUAUAUUAAAAUAUGAUUACUAUUGAA